Lampris incognitus (smalleye Pacific opah) is the source of this 1675-nucleotide messenger RNA. RefSeq lists its product as uncharacterized. The record is from RefSeq and is a predicted model, not a curated record. The coding region runs from base 5 to 1351 and encodes 448 amino acids. NCBI's taxonomy places the organism in Eukaryota, Metazoa, Chordata, Actinopteri, Lampriformes, Lampridae. The transcript is spliced from 12 exons. Gene Ontology annotation, molecular function: GTPase activity.
CGUCAUGUCGGGCAGAAAGCCCCGGUCGGUGGCAAACCCUCUGGAGUCUGGGAUCACCUCGCCGAGUGAGCGCAUUUUGAAAGAAUGCCACAGUUUGUACGUCGACAACGAAAACGGCCUUGUAAAGAUUGCCAACAGCCUGGGUGUCCGGCUCCUACCUCCAAGGAAGAAGAUCAUUGUGAUGAUAAUGGGAAACCAUUCUGCAGGGAAAAGUUCCUUCAUUAACUGGUAUGUGGAAGAGCAUAUACAGAAGACAGGUGUUGCCAUUGAAACGCAGGGAUUUACCUUCAUCACAAGUGGUCGUAAAAGAGAGUCAUUGACGGGAAAUGCAACACUACAUCUCUACCCUCACUUUCGACCCCUCCUUGAAUUUAAAGGUGUUACAGAUUACCUGUCAGCUGAGAUCUCUACCUCAAAGCAGAAGAAGUUCAGCCUGGUUACGUUUGUGGACACACCAGGUUUGGUGGACGGGGACAUGAUCUACCCCUUUGAUGUCAACAGUGCCAUCACCUCGUUUGGGGAACAGGCAGACCUGAUCUUUGUGUUUUUCGACCCCAUGGGCCAAGCAUUGUGCAAGCGUACCCUGAACAUAGUGGAGAAGCUGAGUGAGAAGUGCGGAGACAAGUUGUUGUUCUACCUCAGCAAGGCAGAUGAGGCUGGGAAGGAAACAGACAGACAGAGGGUGAUGAUGCAGAUAGUCCAGGAACUGUGUCGGCGUCCUGGUCUCAACAAAUGUGGUUUUGAGAUGCCUACAAUAUACAUCCCCAACCCACAGAAGCCAAGCCGAUGUGUGAAUCAGAUCGAUGGGGUGUGUCAGACUAUCGAGAAGACCAUCAACCAGGCAGUUCAGAAGACCCUAAAUCAGUUGGAGAAGGACUGUAACCUCAUCUGUUCCACCAUCGACAAUAGACUAGCUCAGGAUGGGGCUGACGUGAGUUAUAACAAAAGUGUCCGUCUUCACUCCUUCGUGUGCGGGGUCCUGGGUGUAUUCCUUCCUAUCCUCUUUAUCCUCAGCUUCAUUUUGAACACCUUCUCCAAACAGGAACAAGAGGAGCUUUUGGGAGAAGGGCUGGCCAGGACCCUUUCGGUCACUGCAGGCAUAAUGGUGUAUCUGUGGGACUGGAUUCCAGAAGAUGGACAAGUACUGUUUGUAAUUGUUUUUGGUGCUUUUUGCUACUUCCUGGUAUUUCUAGCCAAGUAUUUUGCUCGCCAAGGGAAUAAGACUCUGACUAAGAAGGAGAAGAGGAGCCUGGCAGAGUACAGUGAUUAUAUUCAGGAUGUCGUCAAAGACAGGAAGGGUAAAUUGUACGAAUGGUAUCUCCAGCAAUGUGCAGCUGAGUAUGACUUCUAGUAUUUGGUUGUGGGUAAGGGCUCCUUCAACACGUUAUUCCAGGUGAUGUUUUUCUAUGUGAGCAACAAAGACUCUUGCACCGAAUGAUUAUAAGUCUUGUCUGUUUUCUCAGUAAGACAAGUAGGGACUCGUCAUCUGUGAUUAAAUGAAAGGCAGUUUAAAUAUCAUCUCAUAAGCAAUCUAAAUUAACAUUAAAGUGCCUUAAUCAUUCACUUACAGGGAAAGCUGUGACUGUACACAUUUCACAAGAGCAAAGGUGUCAUAAUGUGAAUUUUACUUUUCAAUGUCUGUGAAUGCUCUCAUUCAUCCAGGUCUUGGUUAUCC